AUGGAUUGGUCCGCCCAUUAUCCAGCAUUCGUCUGUGAAGAGAAUCCUACUGAAUCAUCUUUUGACAUGCCCACCAAACAAGUGGCAGAAUAUGCAUAUGUUUUACGUGUUGGUGGUAUAAUUUACACCAUAUCAGAUGUAAAAGAUUUACAUGAAUGGAUGGUUAAACAUUUAGACGAACAUCCACUUUUUGAACGAAUACCGGAUGAAGAAGUGGAGAAAGAUCCAGUAAUCCCAAUUGUCAGAACUGAAACGGAAGAAGGCAAAAAAGUCGAGCGCAAUAAAGGCGAAAA
Molecule: messenger RNA, 293 nt
Organism: Racocetra fulgida
Lineage: Eukaryota; Fungi; Glomeromycota; Glomeromycetes; Diversisporales; Gigasporaceae
Source: the annotation of a GenBank genome assembly